Molecule: messenger RNA, 399 nt
Organism: Thyridium curvatum
Lineage: Eukaryota; Fungi; Ascomycota; Sordariomycetes; Thyridiales; Thyridiaceae
Exons: 2
Coding region: 1-399 (132 amino acids)
Source: RefSeq, a predicted model, not a curated record
AUGGCCCUACUUGUACACGCCGCCGUCCAUGGCAAUCUCUUUCCCCUCAUGGAUGGCCACAUCUCUGGCCCAUGGGACUACACCUCGACUGAGGGUGGAGAGAAGCGUGGAGAAGUCCUGGCGUCUUUCCCCGAAUCCUGGGCCCCAAGAGACAGGGGCCUCCCCACACCCAAAUCUUCCCCCGCAUGUGGAGGUGGCACAGGCACGGCACAACAUGCCUCCUUUGAGCCCGCCAGUCUCGGUGUGAGAUCAUCCAGAAUGGCUUUAGCUCCCUGUGGUGGUCCGUCAGCACUGUCGUACGCCCCUGUUUACCCCAAAUGUCGGGAAAUGCACCUCAUGCUCCUAUAUCAUGAGUCCAUCGACCUCAUCACAGGCGAGGUUUUGAUCCCAGUCUCGUAG